Messenger RNA from Dryobates pubescens (Downy woodpecker), 9212 nucleotides. It is a transcript of the gene RASGEF1C, whose product is annotated as RasGEF domain family member 1C. Lineage: Eukaryota; Metazoa; Chordata; Aves; Piciformes; Picidae. The coding region runs from base 143 to 1561 and encodes 472 amino acids. Gene Ontology annotation, cellular component: plasma membrane. The record is from RefSeq and is a predicted model, not a curated record. Gene Ontology annotation, biological process: positive regulation of GTPase activity; Ras protein signal transduction. The transcript has 14 exons. Gene Ontology annotation, molecular function: guanyl-nucleotide exchange factor activity.
UUCCUCCUCCUCCUCCGCGGCGGCGGCGGCGGUAGGCAGAUGCGGCGGAUCCUGGGGCAGCUCUCGCCCGCAGCGGGCUCCGGUCCCCCCGCCGCCCCUAUGGACGGCAGUGGGGGCAGCAGGCGCGCGUAGCUCGGAAGGCAUGCCCCAAACGCUGAGUGCCAGCAGUAUGUUUACCCCAUGUGGCUUCAGCCCCCACCUACACACUUCAAAAGAAGAUGAACAAGGAGGACUGAUCUUCCAGGAUGGAAACCUUACCUCAGCAUCUCUGGAUGCUCUCAUCCAGCAUCUGAUACCUACCACUGAUUACUACCCUGAAAAAGCCUACAUCUUCACAUUCCUGCUGAGUUCCAGACUCUUCAUCGAACCCCAUGAGCUUUUGUCCCGAGUUUGUCACAAGUGUAUCGAGCAGCAGCGGCUGGAUGACCCUGUGCUGGACAAGGCUCGGAUCAGAAAAUUUGGACCCAAAAUCUUGCAGUUGCUGACGGAGUGGACAGAGACAUUCCCUUAUGACUUUCAGGAGGAGCGGAUGAUUGGCCACCUGAAAGACAUGAUUCACAGGAUAGCCCCGUGUGAUGAGGCCUACUGGAAAAAGAUGAAUCAGCUUUUGCAAACCCUGAAUCAGAAGCUUGCAACUCUCAGCCAUGGGCAAGAAGGGAUUGUCAAGAUCAGUGCUGCUGUCUCUGAUAAGCUGGUUGCCUUUAAAAAUAAACCUCCAUCAAUUCAGAGAGAAAUCCUCAGCGUCUGCAGUGACCCUUACACCCUGGCUCAGCAGCUGACACAUGUGGAGCUGGAAAGGCUAAGUCACAUUGGACCUGAGGAGUUUGUGCAGGCUUUUGUACACAAAGACCCUCUGGAUGGCACCAAGACUUGUUUCAGUGAGCAGAAGAAGACCAGCAACCUUGAGGCCUAUGUGAAAUGGUUCAACAGACUCUGCUAUCUGGUAGCAACGGAAAUUUGCAUGCCUGCAAAGAAGAAGCAGCGAGCACAAGUCAUUGAGUUCUUCAUUGAUGUUGCCCGAGAGUGCUUUAACAUAGGGAAUUUUAAUUCACUGAUGGCAAUCAUUUCUGGAAUGAACAUGAGUCCGGUUUCCAGGCUAAAGAAGACUUGGUCAAAAGUGAAAACAGCCAAAUUUUUCAUUCUUGAGCACCAGAUGGACCCCACUGGUAAUUUCUAUAACUACAGAACAGCCUUGCGGGGCGCUGCGCACAGGUCCCUCACCGCGCACAGCAACAGGGAGAAGAUUGUGAUCCCCUUCUUCAGCCUAUUGAUCAAGGACAUUUAUUUUCUGAACGAAGGAUGUGCUAAUCGCCUCCCAAAUGGACAUGUCAACUUUGAAAAAUUUCUGGAACUGGCUAAGCAAGUAGGAGAGUUUAUAACAUGGAAGCAGGUGGAAUGUCCCUUUGAACAAGACCCUAACAUCAUCCACUACUUGCACACUGCUCCCAUUUUCACUGAAGAUGGUUUGUAUCUGGCUUCCUAUGAAAGUGAAAGUCCGGAAAACCAGACAGAAAAAGACAGGUGGAAAUCCUUAAGAUCCACUAUUUUAGGGAAGACUUGAAGAUUGAGAGGUUAUUGCAGUAGGUCAAGGAAAAGAAAUCCGCAAACGUUUUGCACUACUGAUUCCAAAGAUGCCUGUUUGGGAUUUAGACACUUGUUUUGUUUUGUUUGUUUGUUUGUUUGAGUUUUUCUGUUGGUUUUUUUUGACUGCCUAACGUGAUGGAUGAACUGGAUUCAUCCACUGAAAUCAACAGAACUGUGUGCACAAUGAUGCUUUUCUAACGAGAGACGGAGAGAGGAAGGAAGGACAAACAGACUACUUGAGGCUGUGCCCAAACUGCAUCAGGAUCACUGUAACUUUUGCCUCUGAAGGAGAACAUAGGAAAAUCAGGAGCAUGGAGAACCAUGGUUCUGCAGAAGAAAACGGACAAGCAUGUAAAAAGGAAAGCAAAAAGACAGAGGUGAAUAUUUCAGAAGCAGGUGCUUCAGACAGCAGCUCUUGAAACCCUCUGAGGAUUGUAAAAUUAAAUCAAACACAGACGGAGCAGCAAUCUGGUUAAUUGCUGAAUGAAGAAAGAAAGACUUAAUCUUCCAUUAGCAGUCCCCCAGCCUUGUUGAACAAAGCACUGACUGCUACAGGUAUAAGCUUCCAGCGGCUGAGAACUGACACCGCUCGCUCCCGUGCUUGCAGGUCUGCCGCACACAGACCACGUCGGCAUGGGACACUCCUACAAGCCCCAGGAGUUUUGGUGACUCUUGCUUAGUUAUCCUUCCCACCACUGCUGUUGCUUUUCUUACUGUGAAUCUGAGCAGAUCUGAGGAGGACACAGUGUGCAGCUACCCCCACCCCACCCAUCUAAAGUUGAACUGAAGAAGCAGAUGGCUGUGGACUCAGCUUACCUCUAUUUGAUGUGCGUAGUGUAUUCCCCAGUUUUGUUGCAUCUCAUGGAGGGUUUUGUCACACCUAAAGGAAAAAGAUGCUGCAUUGCUACCUGAAAAAAGCCCCACCAGGUCCCAAUUAACACAGUUCUGUUUAUUUUGCAACAUGAUACUAAUAGGACAGGAAGAGGGGAGUCAUUGCUCUGAAUUUGGGAACUACAUAGUAUGCUUUAAAAAGACAAAGGCUUCCAGACUAGCAUGGAUACACUAAAGAAUUGGUCAUUCAGCAGCAAAUAACCAGUCAUUUUUGUUCACCAUUUCCUUACACAUAAAAUGAAGUAGGGACUGUGUCUUGUCUUUAAAGCUGUACAAUAAUCAAGGUGCUACUGUAAUGCUUCUAUUAAAUUAUAAUGAACUAAGUGGAUGUUAGAUUUAAAACUGAGCCCUAACAGCAGACUAAUUGUCUGUGUGUGGAAGGAAUGUUCCUACCUGCCCCAGAGCUUUAAAAAGCUUAAAUGAAGCCUAAGUGCCAGAUGAUACUGAAACCUUGCAUUUCAUUACUGACUUGGUGCUGGCUUGUUCAGAUGUUCAGUCUUUGUCUACAGCAGAAGGAUGUCAGCCUUGCUUUGAGGUCACUAAUAGUUUUGUUUCAGUCACUCAGCAGAGUGAUUCCAAGUGGCCACAGUGUUUUGAAAAAUUAGGCUAAUCACAAAACCUGGCUGUGCUGGCCUGUGCAUUUAGCCAGGGAACUAGAACUGUUCCUGCUCUCUGCCAGGCCUCCAAAGUGAUCUGUGCCUGAGUGAGUUGUUGACAUGUGAGGCGUUGGUGAGCUGGUGUUUGAGGGCAGCUCUCAGAGAUGAGCUGAUGGGGAGCGUGGCAGCUUGAGACGUGCUCUGGGUGAUGUACUGAAGAUUCGUGGUGUCUGCAGUGCAGGUUUUAUGUUGGGUUUUGGUCUGUGAGAAGCUGUGCAGUCUGGAUCAUGGCCACCUGGAAUUCACUGCUCUUGCAGUUGCUGAAAUGAGCAGGACAGGCCCUUCUAGAUUCGUAUAGGCAGGGGCUUGAGGCAGAACUUCCGUUCUCUCUGAAUUCCAGUGGAGGGAACAUCAAAAUGUCAUGUUUAUUCAAGUUUUGUGUGGAAGAGCUAAGUGUAAGGAUUGUACAACAUCAUUCCAGGCAGGGAAUGAUCACUGUCCUGGUGAUACUGUUAACAGGCUGGUUGUUAAUUUUUGUACAUGAGCUGAGAGUUAAACAUGCACACAAAGCCAUUCCUCCUGGCAGAACUGUUUCCAAAAUGAUGCCAUUAAAAGCCUGUUAGAUUCCAACCAAAUCCAGGGCAAUAACCAUAAAGAUAUCUACAAGGAUGAUAAUGCUUAGGCCUGUUUGCUAAAUGGUCAUUAUUUUCUGAAUGUCUGCAGAUUUUUAACAGGCACAGUGUGGCUUGAUAGUGGAAAUGUGGUUUGUUUUUAUUUUCAUCUGAAAGCCAGUGCAGGCAGAUGGGCCCUUUCUGAAAACCUACUUCUUCAAAUGCAAAUCCUCGCUCCUUUUCUAAUGAGCCAAUAGAGGCUGGUACAGCUGAGAUGAUAAGCCCCUGGAGAUGAAUCAAAAUGUGAUUUCUCAUGAUGAUGCUUUAUAUUCUUGGGCACCUUCCAUGAAUGCAGUCAAUUUUGUAAGUGUGAGUUAAAUUAGGUCUCGUAUCAUUUAUCACUGUUGCGAGCUAAACUGCUUUCAUAGUCCAAAACUUUCAAACCUUAAAGUGGAGAAGCAUAAAGGUCAAAGUUAGGUGGGUAUUAAGGGCUUUGUGGGGCUGUCAGAAGCACUGAAUUAUCUUUAAGCCUUUAUGUAGUCACUCAUUUGAAAGGUCUUCUUUUUUUUCAGAGGUGCUAAGCAUCCUCAUCUCCCUGUGAACACUGAGGCAAUUACUGCUUGAUAGCAGUGUGUGGCAUAGUGAUCCAUGUCACCCCAUCUCCAGAAAUGCAAAACAUCUGGGAGAUGAGAAGACAGCACAGUUAAAAAGCAGACUUUAGGAACCACAGCUUGCUUGUCUUCGCAUCAUUUCAUAGCCAAAAGCAAAGAGAAGCAAUGCAAAGCCUUAACUGACAGCUGUCAGUUUCAUUUGUAAUUCGUAUACAACAGACAGGAGAGUGGUUAGAGCCUUGCUUCACCUGCAGGCUUUGCAAACCAUUGAGUACAACUGAAAGCAAAGGAGGAUGAUUUAGGCAAUAGAUUUCUUCCAAAAGUGGAUAAACAUUACCUGAAAAUGAGGAAAAAGCACCUCCAAUAAUUGUUUUCUUUACACCAGUGUGUAAAGAACUUCCACCGUGCUGAAAAGAAUGUGGUAUUGCUUCAUACCAAGCACUGAGUGACUGUAAAGCAUGUAGUCAUUAGACUAACAUCUAGACAAGGUAUGAGUAGUAAUGUCUUGGCUUUUAGUUCCACUUUUGUUCUGUGGAUUUGGCUCCCUGACAGCUGCUUGAACUAAUGCUGCACAGAGAACAGAGCAAAACUAGACCUAUAGGUCUGUAGUCUUAGUAUCAAACCCUUAAGCAAGUAAGAUGUAUGUGAUACAGAGUCUUGCAGAAGCACUGACUUAGCUUCUGUGCAUACAGCAGUAUUUUCAAAGACCCAGCUAUAAUGAAAUCACUUCUGCACCUCCUCCAGUGUAAUCAGAGUGGUAGCAAAAGUCCUGGGUUUUCAUUUCUGCAGCGUGCCACCCUGCAGUGCAGGGCUGGAAAAACAGCCCAGGGAAAAACAAUGAGGGAACUGUGUGCCUUCAGCUUGUGUUGAAGUCAGUAGAUGAACUCACUCAAUGCCCUUUGAAAGACACCUAAUCAUACAAUCUUGCCCUCAGUUUCACAGCAGCAGCAAUCACAUUACUAAAUUAAAGGUGGCUGGGUGUAGGUCUGCUAGAGGUGACUGAAUGUUGAGGGCAAAAGAGCUCUUGAGAUGAGUCUAGCACAGGAGAACUCUGAGCACGAGUAGCCUGAGUUUCGCAUUAAGCAGUUAGCGCAGUCCUGUCACACAGCUGGCUGGAAGCUCCCCUUCUGGGUGGAGAACAUGCAGCUCUGGAAGCAAACUGUGAUCCCAGCUGCUGCUGAGAUGGCACUUUAGCAACAGUGUGGACACAGCUGCUAAAGCACUUCAAAUAAGAAACACUUUGAGCAUGGGGAUAUUUUUCUCAGCUUGAAAAUACUUUAUGAUGUGGUCAGUGAUAAGAUAACCUCUCACUUAAAGUCAAGCCAGUCUCUUACUGAUACCCUGGUUACUUUGUCAUGGUUUAUUGCAAUAGUUUAUGCACCUUUUAUUAAAGCACAUGAGCACUGGUUUGCAGGUGACUGUAAACCCAGUUUAGAGCAGAGCUCAGAUUACUGAAUCUGUAAUUGGAGUUAUCAAAAAGAAGGCAUAUUAGUAGGAAAGAGAUUGUUCUGUAUAUCAGUGUCAAAAUGUUAACCCAGUCAGCACUGUCUGGCCCAACAGUGACUGUGUGCCGUAGAAUGAGGCUGACCCCAAGCACAGCAAUGUGCCAGAGGAAAAGCUCCAGAUGAUUUGGACGGCCUUUGGAACAGUCCUGCAGUUAUUUCCUGUUGUAUACUGUUAAGUUAUUCAUAAAGAUUAAAUUGCAUUGACAACUGGGAUAGUCCCUGGUCUUUCUUUAGAGCAGGUUUAGGUGGGCAGGUUGCACUUAAACAGGAUGAAAAUCCAGCCUUAGCAAAAGUUCUUUUGACAUUGUUGAAGUUUCAGCAGCAAGUUCAAGGACUGAAUCAGAACCAAUCAAUUAAUUAAUGUCUGAGAGCAAAACUUGACUUUCUGGCUUUUAGUUAUGUAUUUUUUUCCCCUUUUCUUUUUAGACUGGUAGAAAUGAGCCUUACUAUCUCGGGUGUCUCAUUGGAAAUAAAACCCCCUUUGACUCUGAACUGAUGAUUCCAUUGUUGGAAUUGCAGAAAGGGAUUAGGGAGUGACAAGGAAACAGGGAGAAGCUCCUCACUGCUCAGAGACUCAGCUGGCUCGACAAGGCCCUGGGCAGCCUGAGCUAGUGGAGGAUGUCUCUGCUUACUGCACGGGGGUUGGAUUAGAUGACCCUGGAGGUCCCUUCCAACCCAAACCAUUCUAUGAUUCUUUUUUGUCCUUUUUAACUGUCAGCUGAGAGAAAUUACCCCAGUAGUCAGUGCAGGGCAUUACUGAACUGUGGCUGGGGAACAGCACACACGUAUCUGGUGUCCAUAUGGCAGCACCCAAGCAAACAGAGGGAUGCAGAGGUGAUGAGAUGAUCCUGUUCAAAGCUGAAGUUCAAAUUCAUACCUGAGCCUGCACUCUUAGGUUUGUGAUGUUGGGACACAUCCCUUUUGAAAGGUAAGAAGCUCUUGAAAGCUCAGCUGGGGCAAAGCCUGCUUCCUUACCCAAAGGAACAAUUGCAAGAAAAUUUUUUGAACCAAGAGGUUCCUCCAGAGGACUUGAAACAAUGAAGAGCUGGUUCCUUAGUUGACAGAGAUUUUAAGUUGGAUCUUCAAACCUCUGACAACUAAGGAACAAAUAGGGAAAGGGAAAAAUGAAAUACUGAAAGUUUUGAGAGAGACCUUGAUGGUUGUUAACUUUCAUAAAUAUGUAACAGCAUGGCAGCAGAGUGGAACAAGAUACCUGUGCAUAUCUUCCUAUUAAUAUCAGUGGCAGCUGGGCAGGCUAAAGCAGGAGGGAAUGCAGUGCAGUCCUGCUGCAGCUGAUGCAGAAAGCUGUACCAAUACUUUUGUUUGGUACGUUGGAAAGAAAGGACACUGCCUUAGAGCAUGUCCCUUUCCCAGCUGCCACUGUUAGGUGCUCUGUGGAUCAUCUGAGCUCUGAGCUAAGCAAAGGAGGCAGCAAACAAGGUCUCUUUUUUUUUUUCCUUUGGUGGAACAGAUCUGGAGUUUAAUCUGGUUUGUAUUGAUUUCUUCUCUGAUUCUUUUUUGCAUGUUUCCAGAUAUGUGAAAUAUACUAACUGCAUUUAGCAAACGCUCGUGCAAGGCAUCACAUCCUGCAUCUUUACAUCAUGCAAGAUGUAGAUAAGAAGUUAAUAGCUUGUGUGGAUGGCAUCUCAUAAACUCUGCAUGGGUGCAAGACACUGAAACUCAGGCUAUAACCUCAGCUACAGGAAAAAGCCAAGUAUGAGUAACCCCUGUCAAAAUUCCCUGCCUUCCCCUCUGGCCAGUCACAGACUGUAAUGCUGUAAAUUGAGAGUGGCUCAGACUGCUUGCUCUUCCCUUGAUGCCUUUCCCUCCACAAAAAUGAGAUCUUGUUCCACAAACAGCUCUUACAAAAUGCCAUAGGAGCAUUUUUCUUGUUCUCUGCCAUAUGAGGGCUCUGCAGUAUGACUGCAGAGCUGUCAGAAUAGGAAUCCUUCUUCCUUUAUCUCUGUGACCCUAAAACUGCCAACCCAGACAGCAGUGUUCCCAAGCCACCUUGAAAGCAGAAAAGUAAGAGUUUAGAGUUCAUGGGUGCUGUAAGUUAAAUAUCUCUACAGGAAACUUCAUUCUAUAAUGUACAAAGCCCAUGUAACAAACUCCUGACCAGAAAAUUCCAUAGCCCAGCUACCUUUCAGAGAAAUAUGACUUCCUCAGUGAGCUGUUACUGGUCAGUACUACAUCACUGGUUUAAUUAUUUCAUUAUGCUUCUAAAAUCCCAGUCUUCUUAAAACAACUAAACAUAUGGUGGGUUCUUGAUGGUUGGCCCAUGGCUAAAGAGAGUAAACAGGGGCUGUAGUCAGUUGACAUCAUAGGUAUUUGAGUAACUGCCCCAGUUAGAUUAUCACUUACAGUCUGUCCUCACCUUGAGGGGGAAUUGUUCCAGUAGAAUCCUCCUAAUUGUUAAAACCUAGUGAAAGAUGCACACACAGAGCUAUUCAAUUCAGAUACAGUUCUUACAGAAGUACAAAUACUUCCCUUAGAGUCUCUCUGUAAAAAGACACAGAUGGGAAAGAAAUUAUCCUCUGGGUCUCAGAACUCUUAGCAAAUGCUCAUCAACUUAUAAAGGAGAGAAAUCAGAGUUUAAGAUGUUUUCUUUCUAAGUGACAGUAGUGGCUGUCUUACACCUGAACUCUAGAGAUGUACUGUUCUAAAACAUUUAAUCCCAGACUUAAAAGCACAGAGUGAAAAUGGGUGAGCAAAACCUGUCCUUACUUUCAGAUUGAGAAAUUCAAAGGUUCAGUGACACAUCCAGGGUCACCUGGGAAGCAUACCCUUACCCCCCCCCAAAAAAUAAUCAUCCCAUAAAGAUAACCAAAUUGUAAUGUUGCACUUCUGCUGGUCUAACUCAUUUUUACAGCUGUGCUUAGAAAAAUGGGAACCAAAUUACCAGCUUACUUUUUAAACACACUCAAGUUAGGAACUAAAUAUGGAUUAAAAGACUGGUGUCUACUGAUCUUGUGAGCUAUAGUAAUGAGAAGCUGUGCUUUUCCUGUGUCUUUUUUUUCCCUUGAAAUCAAGCAACCUCAUGUUCUGAUUAGCAUCUUCCAGUCAAACCUGCAAAUCCCUCCUACCAUCCAUAGUACUCAAAACCCACGUAGCUUUGUUAGAAGUCCUCAGAACAAAUACUGACACUUUAAUGAAUUGCACAGAGCAGGAACCAGGAAGGUUCCUUGAAAGUGGCUGUUCUGACUUUUCUUUUGUAUGUGUGUGUGUGUGUGUGUGACUGUACAUAGAUCUUGCAAAAUGUUAAUGGUAAUAAUGCCUCCUGUACCCCACACGGACACUGCGAGGAUAGCAUGGUCAUUGUUACGCUCUAUAGCUGUCGUGGAAAAUGUCUUACCCUGCAUCCAUGAUCCUAGUGCCCAGCCUAGCCCCAGGCCUCUUUUUUGGUUUUUGGUU